GGCAGAAAUAUAAGAAAUUGUUGUCAAUGGAGCAAGCGAAUGAUUUCCUUAUUAUACUUGAUAGGGAAUAUCCAUUUUUGUCCGACAAGCAAAUAAAUGACUACUUUAUCAAAUGGUCUAUGAAGGGCAGGUUGAACGUCGUUACAUUCACUUUUGACCAUAUUUUUGUACCAUAUAAAGCAGAUUCAUUUUUCACAAGGUUUUUCAAUUCGCCUUCCGUGCAAAAUGCUCUCACUAUUCCCUACACAAAAACUGUUGUUAAAAUUAAGAGCGUCAGAUGUACUCUCACCAACUUGGACGUCUUUCGCAAACUUUCCAGUGUGACACAUGAGUGCGGAAGAAUUAAAACACGUAUGGACGAUGUUUUCGAAACAAUCAUUAUUUCCGAUAAAUUGAGAGAGUGUUUGUUACUUGAAGAUUCAGACAGCUAUUCUAUCCUUACUGAAAAAGAGAGAGAAGAGUUUCUCGUUCGCUUGUUUAAACACAUUUGUAUUGGAGGUGAAAUCUGUCAACAAGAAGAUGAGAUUAAGCCAUACAUUGAUACUGCACGCAAAAUCUAUCGUGAUAUAAUAUGUGUUCAGAAGAAUCCUGAUUCAAAAGCAAUCGAAAUUGUUUCUCAUGUUUAUGAAGUUCGUGUGUAUGUAAGUUAAUUACCAAGCCUAAGUUUUAAAAAUAUACUUUUGAGCGCUUAAUUCAUUGUUAUAGCAUGUUGAUAAGGUCCCUUUUACAUGAUCAACAACAUGACUUUAAACAAAGUCAGUGUAAAACGGCUUCAAUAUAUUUAUGAUGAACAAAAUAACAUGGUGUUUCCCUCAAGUAGAGAACAUUUGAAUACGUUCGCUUAUGCAGUUGUGGAUCCUUUAAAAAGGAACGUAAUAAUUUUUUAUCAUGUUUUUGGAUGCGGGGAAUUUUCAUGAUGUAAUAUAGAAUACUGUGUCAAAAUAAACGUUUUUUAAAGAUGAGUUUGUUUUGUAAAUUCCAAACGAUUUUAAAAUAAAAUGAAUUC
Molecule: messenger RNA, 1006 nt
Organism: Schistosoma spindalis
Lineage: Eukaryota; Metazoa; Platyhelminthes; Trematoda; Strigeidida; Schistosomatidae
Source: the annotation of a GenBank genome assembly